This is a messenger RNA of Emiliania huxleyi CCMP1516, 1998 nucleotides long. RefSeq lists its product as hypothetical. The record is from RefSeq and is a predicted model, not a curated record. Bases 1 to 1998 code for a protein of 665 amino acids. The transcript has 8 exons. Gene Ontology annotation, cellular component: nucleus; chromatin. Gene Ontology annotation, molecular function: ATP hydrolysis activity; histone binding; DNA binding. Gene Ontology annotation, biological process: chromatin remodeling. Lineage: Eukaryota; Haptophyta; Isochrysidales; Noelaerhabdaceae.
AUGCAAAACAACAUCGGCGAGCUCCUCUCGCUGAUGGAGGUGGUGGACGCGGCCGCGUUUGGCGGCGAGGAGCGGCGCGCCGAGCUGCUCGAGCGGUACCGCACCAUCAGCAACCCGGAGCAGGUCGCGGAGCUGCAGGCGCUGCUGCGGCCGUAUAUGCUGCGCCGCACCAAGGCCGAUGUGCAGGAGAAGCUGCCGCUCAAGACGAAGACGCUGGUCAAGGUGGAGCUCACCGUCCCGCAGAAGCGCGUCUACCGCGCCGUGCUCGACCGCAACCUCGCGCACAUCGCCAACCCGCGCGCCUCGCUCUCCAACGCCUUCAUGCAGCUCCGCAAGGCGUGCAACCACCCUCGCCUCCUCGAGGGCGGCGCCGACGGCGAGGAGGAGGCGAUCCGGCGCGCCCUCGACGCCGCCAGGGAGCUGGAGGAGUCGCUCGUGCACGGGUCGGGCAAGAUGGUGCUUCUGCACAAGCUGCUGCCGCGGCUGCGGCGGGGCGGGCACAAGGUGCUGCUCUUCUCGCAGUUCAAGAUCAUGCUCGACAUCCUCGAGGACUACCUGCUGCUCCGCCGGCCCGAGCUGGGCGGGUACGAGCGCGUCGACGGCGACGUCGCCGGCGCCGAGCGGCAGGCGGCCAUCAUCGCGGCUAUCGACCGGUUUCAGGCGGACGAGGACUGCUUCGCCUUCCUGCUCACGACCCGCGCCGGCGGACAGGGCAUCAACCUGACCGCCGCCGACACGGUCGUCAUCUUUGACAGCGACUGGAACCCGCAGGGCGAUCUCCAGGGGCAGGCGCGCGCGCACCGGAUCGGCCAGUCGAGGCCCGUCAAGGUGUACCGGCUCGUGACCAACAACACGUACGAGCAGCGCCUCUUCGAGCGCGCCUGCCUCAAGCUGUCGCUGGAGCGCGCGCUCCUGCAAGGCGACUUUGGCGCCGCCCGCAGCGGCGAGCAGGGCCGCGGCGGGCGAGGCUCCAGCAGCCGGCUGUCGCGCAGCGAGCUGGACGAGCUGUUGCGGUAUGGCGCGUACGGCGUGCUGCGCGGCGACGACGAGGCGGCCCGCACCUUUUGCGACGCGGACAUCGACAAGCUGCUCGAGGAGUCGGUGGAGGUGACGUACGGCGAUGGGCCUUGCGCCGUGGUCGGGGGCGGCCCUCGCGGGGCGGAGUGCGGCGGAGGCGAGCUGCUCUUCCGCAUCUUCCACUUGGUCGCCAAGCCGGACGGGCUGCACGACGUCCGCGCGGUCAAGGAGGACGAGCUCGACUACAUCGUGCCCGCCGCCGAGGAGGAGCCCAUCUUCCUCCGCCGCAACCGCGACGGCAGCCUCGACUUCCCACCCGACGUGCGGCCCGCGCCGGCGAGCGCCGCGCAAGGUAGCACUCCGGAGGAGUCACGGGACGCGCAGAGCGGCGCCCUCGUCUGGGCCUUCGCCUUCGAGGAGCUGGGCCCGAGCGCCCCCUCCUCUUCCGCCCUCUCGCUGCCCGGCCCGGGCGGCGUGUGGCGCACCGCGGUGGUGCGGCGCGAGCGGCGCGACCGCUUCACCUACCAGCGAUGCCUCGUCGCCCCGGACGGCCGGCAGUGGCGGGGCAGCCAGCUGCGGCAGCUCGCAGAGCACCUGUUCGCCUCGCGGCCAGAGCAGCUGCGGCAGGCCCUCUACAUGCUCAACUUGCCGCCCGACCGCGAGACGGGCGAGGAGUCGGAAGGAGGGGCCGCCAGCGGCGUGCCGUCGCCCGCAGUGGCCGCGGAGGUCCUGCCUGCUGCCGCCGUCGCGCUUCCGCCGGCGGCGCUUCCGCUGCUGGACCUGUGGAGCGUGCUGCCGGGCGGGCGGGUGACGGGGCAGGUCUUUGGCAAGCCGGGCAUCCGCGACGGGACGAGGAUAAACACGGCGCGGGUGGUAGAGGGCGUGACGCCCUCCGCUGGGUCGACGCUGCGCACCAUCUCGGGCUCGAACUACAUCCUCGGCGAGGCGUGCCCCGGUGUGGGCGGAGGGGCGGCGCUGUGA